CAAAUGAUUAUAGGCCUGUCGGACAUAAGGCUAUGAGAAUAAUCCUGCCUGACGGUCCGCAAGAUCCUAAAGAUCCUCAGAAUUUAAUAAUUAAUACUUUAAAGGAUUGUGUAGCAGAAGCAUCUUUAUUAGAUAGGUUUGCAUCAUUUGUAUCUGCAUACUAUAUAUUUGUUGGCAUAUUUAUUGGAAUUGCUGGGGCAACUCAAUGUAUAGAAGAUAAACAGGACUGGCCAUAUAUACCACUGCUAUUUAUUUGGAACCUACCUGUGAUUUAUUUUAGAAUAAAAUAUGGAUUAGUAGUUAUUAAAGAGCCAAUUUUUAAUGGUAGAUUAUUCGUUGAAAGCUACAAAGAAUGCGAACUUUCUGACAAACAAAAAUAUGUUUUGUUUGUAGCUUUAAUUUCAAUAUUACUUCCUUGGCCUACAGUUGUUAUUGCAUAUUUUACUCGUCCAGUUGGAUUUUUCUGUCGAAGCAAAUUUUUGACAAUAAUAUGUUCUAUAUGGUCAUUUAACAACAUUGUAGCAUAUAUAAGACAUAUAAAUGGUGAAGGAGAUGUUCAUGAGUCUGGUAUUAUUGAUACAAUAUUUUGGCUCAGUGGUGUAAUUAUAUUAAUAGGUUUGGGUUUCUUAAGUGUGUUAGCAGCUGAUCUUGACUUGUGGGUAUCCAUAUUUGGAUCCUCUUGUUAUGUUCCGUCUUCAUGUUAA
This is a messenger RNA of Dentiscutata erythropus, 704 nucleotides long. The record is from the annotation of a GenBank genome assembly. NCBI's taxonomy places the organism in Eukaryota, Fungi, Glomeromycota, Glomeromycetes, Diversisporales, Gigasporaceae.